Molecule: messenger RNA, 456 nt
Organism: Cyclopterus lumpus (lumpfish)
Lineage: Eukaryota; Metazoa; Chordata; Actinopteri; Perciformes; Cyclopteridae
Gene: pth2
Product: parathyroid hormone 2
Exons: 3
Coding region: 1-456 (151 amino acids)
Biological process (GO): neuropeptide signaling pathway
Cellular component (GO): extracellular region
Source: RefSeq, a predicted model, not a curated record
AUGUCUGAGCUGCUUGCUAUCCCCCGUAUGUCCUUCCUGUUGCUUUCCAUUCUGGGUUUGACCUUGAUGACAUCUGGCUUCCCUCAGCCUCGACUAACUCUCAGAAGACCUGAUGAUUCAGAGGAACCGAAACGAGACGACUGGGAUGUCAUCUUCCCCUCCAUCUCUCUCCGUGAUUGGAGCAUUCAAAUGAUGUCUAUGCCCAGCCUCGGAGCUGAUAGCAAGGCAAGACCGAUGAGGGAGGCGUGGCUGAUUGCCCCUGAGAAGGCAGAGGCGAGCGCGGAGAGGGCGUGGCCCCCCGAGUGGUCGUCUCAGGGCGCCGGUAUGGUGAAGAGGAACAUGGUUAUGGCGGAUGACGCUGCUUUCAGAGAGAAGAGUAAACUCCUCACCUCCGCGGAGAGACAGAAGUGGCUCAACUCCUACAUGCAGAAACUACUAGUGGUGAAUUCUUCAUGA